This is a messenger RNA of Durio zibethinus, 1643 nucleotides long. RefSeq lists its product as uncharacterized. Lineage: Eukaryota; Viridiplantae; Streptophyta; Magnoliopsida; Malvales; Malvaceae. The record is from RefSeq and is a predicted model, not a curated record.
CCUAUUAUAAAGAGGAAUCUCUCCGCUAAGUAUUAGCCAUUUAUUCUGCUUAUCUCCGCAGUUCAUCAAGUGUCCGUGUCAUGUUAAUGAUAAGGAUGUAAACAGUCGUAGAUAAUUAUGAAGUGCAAAAUUGACAUCUCGACAACAAAUAAAUCCUAAAAGCCACGUGACCUCCCUCCUUUAAACCCAAUCUUAAUCAAACCCAUGAGAAUUCCCUAAUCCCAAAUUCCACGACGAAUGACGCUUUGGCUUUUGCUACUAAUUUUCUAAACGUACGGCCACUACAUGUACUUUGGAUUUCCCAGUGAGUGAGCACAGCCAAAUAGGCAUGAGUGCAAGACAUGGGCGGGAAGAGAGAGAAGGCUAGAAAGGGGUAUUAGGGGAUACCCCACACGAUCUAAUCAGGGGGGAAUAAGAAACAUUUUGGUAGUACCCACAAGGUGAGAAGAGAAUCAAUCAUGCCAUCGGGUUCUAAGAAGAGAAAAGCUGCCAAGAAAAAGAAGGAACAAGCAGCCAACGACAUCAAUUCAUCAACCAACAACAGCCCACAUGGAAAUGAUCUGAAAAGCCAAUAUGAAAGGGACAGUGAUGGUGGCGAUGUUGGUUCCUCUGCAUCUCAGGAUGACCACAAUCACCAGCAUCCAUUCAGUCAGGGGAGAGAAAAUGCGACAAGAGCACCAUCACCUUUUCAAUCACAUGGAACUGAGGAGCAGUCUGUGGAAGAAGCCACUAGAUAUGCAGAAAGUACUGAGAAAUCGGGAUUGGAUGAUGUUAUUGCUCUUAAAAUUGAAAAAGAGUUGGGACCUAAGGAGGAUCUUGAGAGCACACAUGUCCCUGUUCAGCAUGUUGAACAUGAUAAGAGCUCUAGCAGUAGCAGUAGCAGUAGCAGUAGCAGGAGUAGUUCGGAUGAUGAAUCUCAAGCCUUUGAGAAGAAGUCAAAGGAAGUGACCUCAUAUGGUAAUGAGGAUAAGUCCGCAAUGGUUAUGUCUGAAAAAGUUCUGAAGGUUGCUGAAAAUGAAACACUUGGGGAUGUUGAUAGUAAUUUUGCAGUGGAAACUGCCACCUUUGACAAUUUGGUUAAAACUAUAGCCGAGGAAGCGACUCAUGCUAUAGAAAUUUCUGCAAACAAAUCUGAAUCCGAUUUAGCUGAAUCUGGGUUGAACGAAAGUGGAGAGAAAUUAUUGCCCUCAUCAAAUGGGAUUUCUAGGGUUGAGUUGGAAGAAAAUGAAGGAAAAGUUUUCCCAUCCUCAGGCACUGCUAUUGCUGAAAGUAGUAAUGUUGCAGAAAAAACCCAAGAUUCUGGGCCACAUAUUUAUUCUGAAAAGCAGCCUCUUGUUGCUUCAACUCCACCAGUGGUGCAAAGAACCUCAUUGUUAAGUUGCUGUGGAUUGUUUGAUGUUUUUACUGGUUCUGAGAGAUAAUUGCAGGUUCGGAUUAUCCAUCAAGUUAAAAAAAGUAUAUUAUACUUCCUUUAUAAUUUGUCGGACUGCAUUUGACAUAUGCUCAGUAGCUCGUAUCCUGUGUGCUUGUGUGGGUACAUAUUGAGAUUCACAUAUAUCAUGUCUGAUAUGUUGUAUGGUUUCCUUUUAAUGCUGAACCAUCUGUUCAUGGAGACUUGCUAAGCAUGGCAGUUUGUCAAGUCA